AUCGUGUUCUGUUUUCUUUUGUUCAAACUUGUCUGCCAGAAACCUUGGUGGUGGCUUUUGUAUUGCCGGACCACUCGCUCUCUUGUCUGUCUGCCGAUAUAUAUAUAUAUAUAUAUGUAUAUAAUUCUGUCUAAAUCUUAUAAAAAUAGUGGGGAAUUCAGAUUUUUAUAUUGCAGAUUUAGCCGGAAACCCAGAAGCGAAGAACGAUUCCUCUAUCCCCCCUCUCUCCGUUGAAUUGAAUCUGAACCCUCCAUUGAAAUAUUUCUUUGAGCUCAUCAGGUUCUGUUUUUGCAGAAUUUCCACCGUAGAUCUGAGAAGAGUUUCUUAGGUGCUUGAAGGUCAAAAGUAUGGAGAUAUAGCAGAAGAGUCUUCUAAGAUAAUGCUUUGCAUUCAAAAGUGGAAAUGCCCAAGGUCUCAGAUAGCAACAGUUACUUCUGUUGUGGCAUUGGUAUCGAUUGUAUUGGUUCCAAUUGUUCAUCUGUUCUGGUUUCCGCUGGUCCCUUCUUUUGCUUACUUCAGUCAAGCUCAGAACUCUUGUGUCCCAAUUAAUGGAUCGGCUGAUUCAAUUACGGAUCAUGUAAAAGGAAAUUCAAAAUCACCUAUGGACUUGGAUCGUCAGUUUCCAUCUGACCUACACAAGGCAGUUGUUUUUCGUGGUGCACCAUGGAAGGCUGAGAUUGGCCGGUGGCUUGCUGGUUGUCAUUCAAUUUCUAAUGAAGUUGAUAUUGUUGAGAUUAUAGGUGGUAGUCGGUGCAAAAAUGACUGCAGCGGUCAAGGCGUCUGUAACCACGAAUUGGGAGAAUGUCGGUGCUUUCAUGGAUACAGUGGGGAAGGAUGCUCUGAGAGACAGCAGCUGGAAUGCAACUACCCAGCGACACCAGAUCUACCAUAUGGGAGAUGGGUUGUCUCAAUUUGCUCCGCACAUUGUGACACAACAAAGGCAAUGUGCUUCUGUGGGGAGAGCACUAAAUAUCCAAAUCGACCUAUGGCAGAGUCAUGUGGCUUUCAAGUGAAGUUACCUUCUGAACCUGGUGCACCGAAACUGACUGCUUGGGCAGAAGCCGACCUGGAUAACGUUUUCACAACAAAUAGUAGCAAACCAGGAUGGUGUAAUGUGGACCCUGCUGAAGCGUAUGCUCUUAAGGUGAAAUUCAAAGAGGAAUGUGAUUGUAAAUAUGAUGGUUUCGGGGGACGGUUCUGUGAAGUGCCUACAGUAUGUACUUGUAUUAAUCAAUGCUCUGGUCGUGGGCAUUGCCGUGGUGGAUUUUGUCAGUGUAACAAUGGAUGGUACGGAAUUGAUUGCAGCAUUCCAUCCGUUGCAUCAUCAGUUAGAGAGUGGCCUCAAUGGCUUCGGCCUGCUCAGGUUGAUGUUCCUGAUAGUUCGCAUCUCCCAGGGAAAGUUGACAACCUCAAUGCUGUGGUGAAAAAGAAAAGGCCCCUUAUAUAUGUUUAUGAUUUGCCUCCAGAUUUCAACAGCCUACUUCUUGAGGGGCGUCACUUUAGGUUAGAGUGUGUAAACAGAAUCUAUGAUGACCGAAAUUCAACAUUGUGGACAGAUCAGCUGUAUGGUGCCCAGAUGGCACUUUAUGAAAGUAUCUUAGCUAGUCCGUAUCGUACCUUAAAUGGUGAAGAAGCAGAUUUCUUCUUUGUUCCUGUUCUUGAUUCAUGCAUUAUAACUCGUGCUAACGAUGCUCCUCAUUUGAGUAUUCAGGAACACAAGGGCUUGAGGAGCUCUCUCACUCUGGAAUAUUAUAGGAAGGCUUACGAUCACAUCGUUGAACAGUAUCCCUUCUGGAACCGCUCAUCUGGAAGAGACCAUAUUUGGUUUUUUUCAUGGGAUGAAGGUGCAUGCUAUGCUCCCAAGGAGAUAUGGAGCAGUAUGAUGUUGGUUCACUGGGGAAACACAAACUCGAAGCACAAGCAUUCAACGACGGCUUAUUGGGCGGACAACUGGAAUGAUAUUUCUUCUGAUAAAAGGGGUAACCAUCCCUGCUUUGAUCCUGAUAAAGAUCUCGUACUUCCUGCUUGGAAAAGUCCGGAUGUCAACUCCUUAAGCUCAAAACUUUGGUCCAGAUCCCGAGAGAACCGGAAAACACUGUUCUACUUCAAUGGAAAUCUGGGACCAGCUUACCCAAAUGGAAGGCCAGAAGCUUCCUAUAGCAUGGGUAUCAGACAAAAACUGGCAGAAGAAUUUGGGUCAAGUCCUAACAAGGAAGGGAAACUCGGAAAACAACAUGCAGAAGAUGUGAUUGUUACACCACUAAGAACUGAAAAUUAUCACUUGGAUAUCGCCAGUUCUAUUUUUUGCGGGGUAUUUCCUGGAGAUGGUUGGAGCGGUCGUAUGGAAGACUGUGUUUUGCAAGGGUGCAUUCCCGUUGUCAUUCAGGAUGGGAUUUUCCUGCCAUAUGAAAAUGUGCUCAACUAUGAAAGUUUUGCUGUCCGGAUUCGCGAAGAUGAAAUUCCAAAUUUGAUAAAUAUUCUUCGGGCAUUUAAUGAGACAGAAAUAAAGUUCAGGCUGGCUAAUGUGCAGAAAAUUUGGCAGAGGUUUCUGUAUCGUGAUUCUAUUAUGCUCGAAGCUGAGAGGCAAAAAACAGUUUUUGGUCGUAUGAGAGAGUGGGCAGCUCAAUUCUCGCAGCUAAUUGAAGACGAUGUGCUUGCAACAUUGAUACAGGUUUUGCAUUACAAGUUGCAUAAUGACCCGUGGAGGCAACAUGUUCAUGUCAAAAGGGAGUUCGGGUUACCUCAAGAGUGUUUAUUUGAAAGCAACUGAAGAAACAAGCUUACUACUGUUAAACCAAUUUUUAGAGAUGGUCAUUGCUGCAUCUGAAGAGCUCAUCGGGUAAGAGGAAGCAAGCAUGGCGACAACUUGUCAUUCAAACGAGAAGCUCAUCGUAUAACAGCAUCCAGUUCGAUACAGAAAGCCAGGUGUUCUCAACGUUGUACUACAGUUUACAGGUGAUCGUAUAAGACUUUGGUUCAAAAUUUGUCUUAUUUUCAAUUUUCUCAUGAUAUAAAGAAAAAACUUUGGUAUGUUGUUAAAAAUAUGAAACGAGACGUCUUAUAAGCCCAUACAAAGUUCUUAACAUGAUAUACACAAUUUUCACACUCUA
Messenger RNA from Malus domestica (apple), 3110 nucleotides. RefSeq lists its product as uncharacterized. Lineage: Eukaryota; Viridiplantae; Streptophyta; Magnoliopsida; Rosales; Rosaceae. Gene Ontology annotation, molecular function: glycosyltransferase activity. The record is from RefSeq and is a predicted model, not a curated record.